Messenger RNA from Phytophthora nicotianae INRA-310, 1776 nucleotides. RefSeq lists its product as hypothetical. Lineage: Eukaryota; Oomycota; Peronosporomycetes; Peronosporales; Peronosporaceae. The transcript is spliced from 6 exons. The annotation marks the transcript as partial. The record is from RefSeq and is a predicted model, not a curated record.
AUGGCACUGAUGACCACGGUGGACGGCGCCAUGGACGACGACACGGCGGUGCUGUGGCGGUACGAGCGACACCCUGGUCACCAGGACGACUCCGACAGCGACGGGGAAGGACAAGCGGCUCGACGUAUGGCCAGCGCUGCUGCUGCGGACCCCUCGGACGACGACGGAGGGGACGACAACAGCGACGGAGCCGACGGAGACGGCGACGACGAUAACGACGACGCCGACUCCGAAGGGCUCCCCAGUAGUAACGCCGGCAGCGACGAGAGCGACAGCAGCUCCAGUGGUGACGAGAGUAGUGGCGCAAGUGACGACGAGGGCUCGUUCAGCUCAGAGAGUGAUUCAGAUCGAGAACAGCGGCGACGUGAUCGACGCGGACGACGUGUACGACGAGGACGGCGCAACGAACGCGAACGACGCGAGCGGCAUGAACGACCGGCGUUACGAGAAGUGGUGGGCAAGAACAAGGUGAGCGAGAGAGUCCUGCUCGCCCUGUUCUAUAGAUGCUUGGACAAGACAACCAAGAAGCUGGUGCAACAGCCGCUGAAGCCGAAGAUGCUGGAGAGAGCCGUGGCAAAGGCAACCAAGAUCGACGACCCAAUGGAUAACGUCGCACAAGGAAUGCAAAACAUUGGACAGGCGUGGGCAACGGCACCGGGCCGGUACCUGAUCCCCAUGGCAGGGACGACAGGCCAGACGAUGGUAAUCCCUGGAAUUGGCGGCACAGGACUGCCGGCUGGCAUGGUAGGAGUGAGUCAGAUGACAACAACUGAUGUCGUGUGGUUCAUUAAAUUGUUUAGACCCAACUUGUACGGUCGUAAGUUCACGAUCGUGAGUGAUUAUGCAGCGUUGAAGUGGUUGAUGUCCAGCCCGAACUUGACUGGAAAGUUGCACCGGUGGGCGUUGGCACUUCAGGAGUUCGAGUUUGGUGUGGAGUACGGACCGGGCAGUACUAAUGUGGUUGCAGAUGCUCUGUCAAGAGCACCGGUGAAAAUGGCGUCAGCAGUUGGUAGACGACGGCGUGCCAAGCAGCGCGCUGCGGCCGACAAGACGGCUUCUGCUAUAAACGACGUCGUCGGUGUGAUGAACGAGAUGAGCGUGGCGAGUGAAGCAAGUGUUGCACCGGACGGCAGCACGUCUGUCGCCGCGAGCGUGUCGAGCGCGGCAGCAAAGGAUGCGAGUGACCCUCUGGGCACUGAGGAUGGUAGCGUGGUGAGUGCAACUCCAGACGAGCGGCCAAGCGGAGCACCAGACGACGGGCAGGCCUUAUCGAGGCACGAACCUCACGGUGAGCCAGCGGUGGCAGAGACGACUGGUGAGGACUCGGUGGGCGCGCAGUUGGCAACGACGGAGAUUGCGAGUGAUAACCUCGAUACGACGGAGGCAACUGGAGCUACGGGUCCGCUGACUCGAGCCGCACGACGACGUCUGGAAGCGACGCGGGCGACGGAGACAACGCUUCGAGCGGCGAGCAGUGGAGCAACGAUCGAGAGCAACGAUGGAGCAAACGGCGAGCCGGAUGUGCCGGUAUGGACCCAGAAAGCGAGUGGUGCUGGGCUUGGUGACGACGGUGACGGCGUCGACAACCCGAAGAGCGUGACGAGCGACCUAAACAACGACACGUACGGUUCGGCGUGCCAACUUGAUGCCCCUAACAUGCCUUACAACACGUACUUGACGCUGGUGAAGAAGCGCGGCACGUUCAUCAUGGUGGGCAUCCCCAAUGACGACGCGAAAAUCAGUCCGAUGUUAGUGGUGGCCAAGGGCAUCACGUGG